UGUCUGUGACCAUGAUCAAAUUUCGUUGUGGACUCUGGAAUUAUCUGUGAAAAAUAUUAUCGGAUUUUUAUCUAAAAUCCUCUAAAAUAUGAAUGAUAACAUGAGGUUUUUGGAUAAAUCAAUCAUCGUAGGCUUAAAAUAAAUUUGUGGAGUGUGAGAGUGACUGUGUGAAGGGUUUACUAGAAAAUAUUUCACAAAAAUACGCUCCACAUUUGCGGCACUUGUGUAAAAAGUGAAAAUAUGGCGCAUUGAAGAAUUCAACUUGUUUUUGAAAAUAAGCAUUCCAAUUUUGAAAAAUAAGAUUAACAAAAAUGGCAAGAUACUAUGAAAAUACGACGAUUUUCAACUUUAGCUGGGAUCAAGUCGCUCGAGGUUAUUGGAAGAGAUAUCCAAAUCCACAAAGUACACAUGUGCUAUCAGAAGAUACUUGGAGUAGACAAGUAAAGGAUGGAUGUUUGUACACAAAAAGACUGCUAACUAAAACAAAUAGGGUACCAAAAUGGGGUGAAAGAUUUUUCAGUGCGAAAUCAGUUAAGAUAAUUGAAGAGAGCAUAGUUGAUCCAGAAAAAAAGGUGUUAGUCACGUACACAAGGAACUUAGGAUACACAAAAGUUAUGAGUGUGGUGGAACGUGUGGAGUACAGGCCUUCAGGUCAUGGGCAGACGAUAGCCAAGCGAUCAGCCUGGAUUGAUUCACAGGUGUUCGGCUUCUCGAGGGCCAUCAGGGCGUUUGGAGUUGAACGGUUCAGGAAGAAUUGUAGUCAAAUGGUGAGCGGCUUCAACGACGUGCUGGCGGGCAUGUUCCCGCGGCCGGGCGCGCCGCCCGUGGCGCAGGCGCUGCGCGACAUGCGCGGCGCGGCGGCCGCGGCGCGCGCCACCGCCAGCGCGCUCUCGGGCGUGCAGCGCAGCUAA
This is a messenger RNA of Melitaea cinxia (Glanville fritillary), 911 nucleotides long. It is a transcript of the gene prel, whose product is annotated as protein preli-like. The record is from RefSeq and is a predicted model, not a curated record. Bases 312 to 911 code for a protein of 199 amino acids. Lineage: Eukaryota; Metazoa; Arthropoda; Insecta; Lepidoptera; Nymphalidae. Gene Ontology annotation, cellular component: mitochondrial intermembrane space. Gene Ontology annotation, biological process: phospholipid transport. The transcript has 6 exons. Gene Ontology annotation, molecular function: phosphatidic acid transfer activity.